This is a messenger RNA of Gossypium raimondii (Peruvian cotton), 585 nucleotides long. RefSeq names its product cytosolic sulfotransferase 10-like. The record is from RefSeq and is a predicted model, not a curated record. Gene Ontology annotation, cellular component: cytoplasm. The coding region runs from base 1 to 585 and encodes 194 amino acids. Gene Ontology annotation, molecular function: sulfotransferase activity. Gene Ontology annotation, biological process: sulfation. Lineage: Eukaryota; Viridiplantae; Streptophyta; Magnoliopsida; Malvales; Malvaceae. The transcript is spliced from 2 exons.
AUGGAGUGUGGUGACUUCAGUACAUUUUAUACUUUAAUGGGUCAACUCCCUAAAGUAACAUGGUUUCGUUUGGAUCUUUACAACUGGGAAGGGUUCUGGUAUGUGGGCGAUCACCUUCCUGGUGCCAUGGAUGCAAAGUCCAACUUCCAAGCAAAAGACGACGAUGUGCUUUUGACUUCUUCUGUAAAGACGGGCACCACAUGGCUCAAGGCUAUCAUCCCAUUCCCAACAAUCAUGAACCCCAAAGGUCGCAAAGAUGAUGGUAGCGAUGACCCUUCGCUCAAACACCACCCUAAUGAGCUGACGCCAUCACUGGAACUCGGUUCUUGGAGAGAGAGUAUAAAGAGGCCUGAAAUGAUAUAUUUUAUGAGAAACGAAGACAUGAAGAAGGACCCAAAGGGGGAAGUGAAGAAGCUGGCUUGUUUCCUCGGCAGGCCAUUUGAGAAGGAAGAAGAGGUGGAGAAGGUGUUGUGGAGGUGCAGCCUGGAUAGGCUUAAAAACCUGGAGGUGAACCAACAUGGAAUCGAGCCUUGGUCAGGCGUGGGAUUGUCGGGGACUGGAAGAACCACUUCACUGAUGAGAUGA